Molecule: messenger RNA, 2063 nt
Organism: Onychostruthus taczanowskii (white-rumped snowfinch)
Lineage: Eukaryota; Metazoa; Chordata; Aves; Passeriformes; Passeridae
Product: activator of basal transcription 1-like
Exons: 4
Coding region: 122-907 (261 amino acids)
Biological process (GO): small-subunit processome assembly; endonucleolytic cleavage to generate mature 5'-end of SSU-rRNA from (SSU-rRNA, 5.8S rRNA, LSU-rRNA); endonucleolytic cleavage in 5'-ETS of tricistronic rRNA transcript (SSU-rRNA, 5.8S rRNA, LSU-rRNA)
Cellular component (GO): nucleolus
Molecular function (GO): RNA binding
Source: RefSeq, a predicted model, not a curated record
AAAGCUAGGCCACGCUCCUCCGCGCUUUACGGCUUUUUCGCGACUCCCCGCCCCCUGCUAGCGGUGCUUUACGGUUGUGUUAGUGUUUUACGACCGCGGCCGGCCGCGUUGUGCGGGGGCCAUGGCUGGGACCGAGCGGGACCCGCACGGGAGGGGCGAGGAGGAGGAGGAGGAAGAGGAGGAAGAAAAGGAGGAGGAAGAGGAAGAGGAAGAAGAGGAAGAAAAGGAGGGGGAAGAAGAGGAAGAAAAGGAGGAGGAAGAGGAGGGUCCCGAGGGCUCCCCCGCUGCCGAAGCCCCCUCGGACCCCCCCCCGAAGCCGGUGGUGCCGGGGGUCCUUUACUUGUCCUUCCUCCCGCCGGGCUUCGGGCCCCGCCAGGCCCGGGCGCUGCUGCGGCCGCACGGGGAGCUGGGCAGGGUCUUCCUGCAGCCCCGCGGAGGCUCCGUGCGGCGGCGGCGGCAGCGCCCGGGGGGGCCCCCGGCCGUGGCGUUCGCCGAGGGCUGGGUGGAAUUCCGGGACAAACGAGCGGCCAAACGCGCGGCCAAAAUCCUGCACGGGGCCCCCAUGGCCCCCCGGCCCCGCAGCCCCUUCCGCCAUCACUGCUGGAGCAUCAAGUACCUGCCCGGGUUCCGGUGGCCUCACCUGAGCGAGCGGCUCAGCUACGAGCGCCAGGUGCGGGCGCAGCGCCUGCGGGCCGAGGUGGCCCAGGCCAAGAGGGAGGGGGGGUUCUACGCCCGCCAAGCCUCCAAAGACCCCCCCAAAACCUCCAGAGACCCCGCGGCCCCUGCCCCGACCUGGGGCUUCACCCAAAGACCGACCGAGGAGGAGAUUUGGCGGCGCAAAGCUCGGCCCCCCCCGGCCGCGCCCCCCCUGAGCCUGCUGGAGAAGGUGUUUGGGACUGGGAGGUGAGACCCUCCCUCAAAUUUGGGGGGGCUCACGUGUCUGGGAGGGACCCUUGGCACGCCAGGGUCUCCUCCAGACCCCGAUGCCUUUCUCAAAGAUCAGAGAAUGUUUUAUUUUUCUCCUUAAAACUUUUAUUACUUUUAACAAAAAUAAUUCCUCGCGGUCUCUUUAAAUUCUGCCAAGGGGGCGGGGCCAAGGGGAGGGGGCGGGGUUAUGGCUUCAGCGCGAAACUCCCUGAAGGCAGCGCGGGGGGGCGGGGAGUGGGAGUGGCUUAAGCAGCUCAGGCCACGCCCCUUUACCAUAAAAGGACGUGGGCUAAGAAAGCAACAGCAGGUGAAAGGUGCGUGUGGGCGGGGCCUGUUCUGAGGGGCGGGACAGGAGAAAGCCACGCCCCUCCCCGCACAUUAAACAGGUAAUUUAAAUCUCUACAAAGGGGAGGGCAGGGCUCUUAAAGGGGCCGCGCCCCCGUUUCGGGGGGCAGUUCCAGUGUCAAAAAUAGAAGCUCUGGGGGGUGGGGGAGGGGCCCCAGUAUGGCACUGGGGAAAUGGGAGAACGAACAAACUUGGGGCCCCAUAAACCUGAUGUCCCCAUAAACCUGGGGGGUGGGGGGCAAACCCCCCAAAAAUGGGUGCUGAGGGCACCCCAAUAUCCCUGGGAAACCGAACGGGGGGAGUGGUACCAAACUGGGGACUCCCCCCCUCAAAAUGCCACUACUGGGGUCCCUCAGCCUUGCUGUGUCCCUGGGGGAGGGGUAACCUGACACUGUGGAGGGGGCAGGGGUCCCCAAAAUCGGGGUGUCACCCUGGGGUCCCCCUGAAUCCCCACAGCGGGGUCCUGGAGCCCUCCAAACCUGGGAGGCACCCCAGAAUCUCCCAGUGAAUCUCUAGGGGGUCCUGGGGACCCCCCAGUGCCCCUCCCCCACUACACCCAAGGCUCCAUCCCCAAAUCCCACUCCCCAAAGGUGCAACACCCCAUCCCUCCUCCCCACCCCCACAUCCCCUGAUUUUAGUUCCCCCCCUCACUUUUAGGUCCCUCAUUUUCCUCUCCCCCUCCCCAUUUUAUUCCCCCCCAUUUCCUCCACCCCAAUUCCAGUUCAACCAUCACCAAAUUUUGCUUCCUUUCCCAUUUGCCUUCCCCCAUCCCAUCACCAUCCCCCUCCCCA